Danaus chrysippus (African queen) is the source of this 2682-nucleotide messenger RNA. The record is from the annotation of a GenBank genome assembly. NCBI's taxonomy places the organism in Eukaryota, Metazoa, Arthropoda, Insecta, Lepidoptera, Nymphalidae.
AUGUCGUUAGUGGAGAUGGCUUCUGAUUCUGCAAUGCGGGAGGAGAGAAUAGAAAACAUUUACAAGUUCUGCGCUCCUCAUUUGAUAGAAUUCUGGAUAUGCAUGAAUCAGACAAUACAAGAGGUGGUAUCAGGUUCUGGUUGGUGGGGACGCGCGUGCUGUGCUUUAGGUCACUCGGCGAAGUGUCGUAGAGCUUGCGCCACGGCCUCUGACGCGAGUGCUCUGACCGAACCGUGUAGAAGAUCGGAUGAAAUAAACUUCUUUGACUGCGUACAGAAGCAGCAAGAGGGACAGUGGUGCUGCUCUCAAACACGUUCAAUAAGUUGUCAUGAAGCGUGUCAGAAGGCGGUGUGGAGGGUCGGUCAGACGAGGGCUGACAGCGGCGCGAGGGAGAAGGCGGCUGAACUGUGCGAACAGUCACCAGCGUUGCUGCACUGUUUCCGAGAUCUGACAGCAUCUACUGUCCAUACUGACACUUCUAAAUAUUUACCAUGCUGCCAUGAAUCUCCAAGUCAAGAGUGUCGCAGUACUUGUGAAACAGUGUUGAGAAGAACUGGGGAGUCACAGGAAAUAGCGGAGGCGUUGUCUCAAGAAUGUGGCGCUCCCGCUAUCCAUGAUGGCAUGUGGCAAUGCUUCCUUAGAAAAGACGCGCCUCCAGAAACCAAAGACGUUAUUCCACAUGAUGUAGCGAAACUGCAUUGCUGUCAGAAGGGCGCUACGAUUAAUUGUAGAAGACUAUGUUUUUAUACAUUUAACAACGGCUGGCAUUUGAAUUGGCAGAAAUUCUAUUCUGAAUGCCUCGGAGAUCCACAAGAAACUGAAAUGGCGGAAUGCAUAGAAGAAGUGGAAGCUCCAUGUUCGUUGGGCUGUUCCGGUCUCACGUACUGUAGUCAACUCAACAAUCGUCCGACCAGUUUAUUCCGGUCUUGCUCAUCUCAGGCUGAUUUAGACGCACAUUUGGCCGUCGCCGAGCAAAAAGCUAGUGGGGAUGUCACUGUGGCGGGUUUACGAUUACCUUUGAAGAACUCUUCCCAGUGUACUACAGAUAUUUGGAAGAGCGUCGCUUGUGCUCUUCAUGUGAAGCCCUGUACAGUGAAGGGUCACAGUAGCUUGUUGUGUGCGGAGGAGUGUCGUCGCCUUGUGUCUUCUUGUGUGGAGUGGUCGCGAGCUCCUCUAUCAGCCGCCGCGCUCUGUGCUAGACUAGCCCCAGCCCGGCCCGACGCUCCAUGUGUGUCACUGGCCGAAUUCCUUACACCCAGUCCCGAGCCUCCUUUACUCUCAGCUACGGAAAUGGUGACUUCCCCAUGCGCUGGUUCUCCAUGUAACAGCUCUCAAGUGUGUGUCAUCAAUAGAAGUUGUGUUCGAGGCGGGUCCUGCUCCAAAUAUACAUGCAUUGACGGGUGUCCGUUAGGUGACGGUAGUCCAUAUAUAGUUCCCGUUGGUUCUUGGGUGAGGGUGCCCAUGCCGUGUGCUGCACAGAAGGUCUGCAUCAAGAUCUGUCGCUGUGGUCACAAGGGUCUGUCAGACUGUCAGCCGCUACCUAGCGUCGCUCUUGAUAAUUGUAGAUUACAUGAUAAAGUUGUCAAGCAUGGUGACAAGUACUACAUGGAGUGUAACCCGUGUGUGUGUGUGUCUGGUGAGCGUGUGUGUGCUCGUCGCGCGUGUGGCCGCGCGGCGCUGCUCACGGGUCUGCCUUGUAACUGUCCGCCGCACCACCUGCCCGUACGGUCACCGGGAAGACUGUACCCUAACGCCUGCUUGGCCAAAUGCGCGGGCGCAACGGACGCUGAGAUCGAAUUCGGUUCGGGCGGUGUUUGUUCUGGCGGCGAAUGUUCGCGGCUCGCGUGUCUGCCCGCGCGCUCCGUGUGCCUCUCACGGCUACAGACUGCGUGUCCGCAACAUGUGUGUGUGAGUACAACCAACUGCCACACCCAGCAACCGUCACCAGUGUGUGACACAGACGGACAUACACACACCAACCCGUGCCAGCUCAUCAUGAGUGGGCGCAGGUUUGCAUACUGGGGACAAUGUUUACAGGGAUGUUCAUCGAGCGGAACAGUUUGUGGAGUCAAUGGCAUCACGUAUAGCUCUGAAUGCGCCGCGUGGUCGGAAUACGUCAGUGUGGACUAUAAAGGAGCUUGCUUUGCUGUGGGUCCUAUAUCAGAUCUAAUGGAACCAAAAUGCCAAUUCGACAGAAUAAUUUGUCCUCCGUUGAAGAAGCCCGAUUGUCUAGGAUAUACCGCCCCUGGAGCGUGUUGUCCGAAAUGCGGUGGAGCUUUAAGAAUAUUAUAUUCCAAAAAACAAAUCGAUAGAGCGCUUUAUGGGACCAAUAUAUCGGCUUCCGUUAUAAACCUGCACAAUGUUUUAUCAGCGCUGGACAGACAUGUCAAAGUAGCUGAAUGCGCUUUAAGGGGUUAUCUGACCAUCGAAAUGGAGAUUUUCGUUACCAUCGAAUCAGUAUUGAAGAAUCCGACCGACUUGCAGUUGAACGUCUGUGUUUUGGAAGCUGAAAAACUUGCUGAUCUCAUAAAUAGGGAGAGUGCUCUUAUAUCUAGUGAUUUAGGACUAAGUGCUUUGUCGUACGCCUUGAUAGUACACACACAUCCAUCACAAGGUGCGGCUGUUGUGAGUUUAUCAUUAUCUAUAAUAUUAUCAUAUACAGUAAUAUUUGUUCUAAGGUAG